AGAAAGAAGUUUCUGGAAAUCGUGUGCCAGAAGAUCAUUUCAAUUUUCCUGAGACUUUCAGUUGAGUUCCUUCCAUAAAUUCAAUCUUGCAGCAGCUGCAAGCGUCGGUGCCUUCUGCGGAGUUGAAGUUCAAUCCCUUUGCCUACAAUGGCGGACGAUUUCUUUGGAUAUCCUCUUCGGCGCUUCUUCUGGAGCCCUGCCGUGUUCCGGGAACCGUUCGGCGCCGUUGCGCUCUUGGACUGGCUCGAAACAUCCAAUGCUCACACCUUCAAGGUUAACGUUCCAGGUUUCAGCAAAGAUGAGAUAAAGGUCCAGGUUGAUGAGGGAAACAUUCUGCACAUAAAAGGAAGCAGGGGCAAAGAGGAACCUGUUGCGAAAGAUACCAUUUGGCAUUUAGCCGAAAGACAGAGAGAGAAGAGGGAAUUUUCAAGGGAGAUUGAAUUGCCUGAAAAUGUUAAAGUGGACCAAAUUAAAGCUCAAGUCGAAAAUGGUGUCCUCACCAUUGUUGUGCCAAAAGACACAGCCACAAGAUCAUCAAAGGUCAGGAACAUCAACAUUACCAGCAAGCUUUGAGAAUGCUAUCCAUAUCCAAAUUGAUGUGCUCAGCUACAAAAAGAGGUAAGUAUUUUUUUUUUUUUAAAUUUCAACAUUUCUCUAAGUUCGUUUCUAGAGUAGGUCAAUAUCCAUCUACGUAUCAAUAUUUUCAUCCGUUAUAUUGUUAACAUAUGGAUAUAUGGAUGCAAUAUAAAGAGUGUCAAAAUAUAAGUGAUUUAGGUACAAAAAUAUGUAAAUUUUAAACAAAUAGUGUUUUUUUAAUUAUAGGAGGU
Molecule: messenger RNA, 827 nt
Organism: Momordica charantia (bitter melon)
Lineage: Eukaryota; Viridiplantae; Streptophyta; Magnoliopsida; Cucurbitales; Cucurbitaceae
Product: HSP20-like chaperones superfamily protein
Source: RefSeq, a predicted model, not a curated record